Hemisphaericaspora subhashii is the source of this 1686-nucleotide messenger RNA. RefSeq lists its product as uncharacterized. Gene Ontology annotation, molecular function: solute:inorganic anion antiporter activity; borate efflux transmembrane transporter activity. Bases 1 to 1686 code for a protein of 561 amino acids. Gene Ontology annotation, cellular component: fungal-type vacuole; plasma membrane. NCBI's taxonomy places the organism in Eukaryota, Fungi, Ascomycota, Pichiomycetes, Serinales, Debaryomycetaceae. The record is from RefSeq and is a predicted model, not a curated record. Gene Ontology annotation, biological process: transmembrane transport; monoatomic ion homeostasis; monoatomic anion transport. The transcript has a single exon.
AUGGGUCUAUCAUUUAAAACCUUCAAUUAUAUUGGAUAUGGAAUCUACUAUGAUAUUAAAAGUAGAUUACCCUAUUACAAAUCAGAUUUCAAAGAUGCAUUCAAUUAUCGAGUAAUACCUUCAACCAUAUUUAUAUUCUUUACAAAUCUAUUACCAGCAAUUGCAUUUGCUCAAGAUAUGUUUGAUAAAACAAAUCAUGCUUAUGGAGUUAAUGAAGUCUUACUACUGUCAGGAUUGGCGGGAGUUGUAUUUGGAUUAUUUUCAGGACAACCCCUUUGUAUUGUUGGUGUAACUGGUCCAAUAUCUAUCUUCAGUUACACUGUUUAUGAAUUAAUAGAACCUAGAGGGACUCCAUAUUUCCCAUUUAUGUGUUGGAUAUAUUUGUGGUCAAUGAUUUUUCAUAUUAUAAUAGCGGUUGGAAAUUAUGUAUCAUUUCUUAAAAUUAUAAGUUUAUUUUCAUGUGAUGUAUUUGGAUUCUUUAUAAACAUUGUCUAUAUUCAAAAGGGGAUUCAAAUCUUAAAUAAUCAAUUCAGAGAAGUAGAUCUUGCUAGUGGAUAUGUAUCAGUCAUGAUUUCAUUAUUGAUGAUUAUAUGUGGAGUUGGAUCAAUUAUAUUUGGGAAUUAUUUACAUUAUUUUAAACCUUGGGUAAGAAAAAUAUUUGCUGAUUAUGGAGUAGUAGUCCUGGUUAUAUUCUUUACUGCAUUCAUUCAUUUUGGAGGACAUUUAGAAGAAACUACAUUUGCAAAAUUACCAGUCACUGCUGCUUUCCAACCAACACAUUCUGGAUCAGAUAGAGGACAUGGUUGGUUUAUCCACUUUUGGCCAGGUGAAAAUAUUGCUGUGGCUGAUGUAUUCUUAGCUAUUCCAUUUGCUAUAUUAUUAACGUUUUUAUUUUAUUUUGAUCAUAAUGUAUCUUCGCUCAUGUGUCAACUGAAAGAAUAUCCAUUAAAGAAACCUGCAUCAUUCCAUUGGGAUUUCUUAUUACUUGGAAUCACAACCGGUAUUGCUGGUAUUUUGGGUAUACCUGCUCCCAAUGGAUUAAUCCCCCAAGCACCAUUACAUACCGAUUCAUUAGUCGUACAUGAUAAAUAUGGGAAACGAUUAUCAGUCGUGGAACAAAGAGUUACAAACAGUUUACAAGGAGCAUUAACUUUCGUCAUGAUGACAGGUCCAUUUUUAAUUCUUCUUGGAUUAAUCCCUCAAGCUGUCCUUUCUGGAUUAUUCUUCAUAAUGGCUAUAACAGGAUUGCAUGGAAAUAUCGUCACCAAUAGAAUUCGUUAUUGUUUCUUAGAUGAAGAAUAUAUCGAAAAUGAUCCAUCUUGUCCCCAAGUCUGGAAAGAUAUCAGUAAAUUCCCAACCAAGAAAUGGUUCUAUAUCUAUACUGUAUUAGAAACACUUGCCGGAGUGGCGGAAUUUGGAAUCACAUUAACAAAAGGAGCAGUAGCAUUCCCUGGGGUGCUUUUAUUUUUUGCAUUCUGUGCCAAAUGGGUUUGGCCAUUAUUUAUCCCCAGAGAAGAAUUAGAUAGAUUGGAUGGGGAUGUGGCCGAUGAAUUUAUACUUGAAAAUUUGGCAAUUGUCGAUAUUAUGAAACGGAAACAUGCAAAACAGGAUCUUGAAAAGAAUGAGGAUAUUCAUACUGGGAUGGUUGAAUGUGAUUCUAGUAGUAAUAGGACUUUCUCUAGUUAG